AUGGCAUCUUCAACUAACCCAUCAACUUGGUCAACUGUCGAUGUGGUAGAGUGGUUACGCAAAUGUAAUCUAGAACAAUACGCAUCAUCAUUUCAAGAAAAUGAAGUAGACGGUAGUCUACUACUGGACGAUGGCUUUGAUGAUAAUAUAAUCAAAGGCUUAAUUCCAGUCUUGAAACACAGAGUGUUGUUCAAUAAUGAAAGAAAGAAAAUAAAGGGGGUAACCGUGUCGCCCAGUGUCCAAAUCGAUAAUUAUGACGCUGUGCCUGAAACUCAGGUACAAUCUUUGAACGUUGAUACGUAUACGACUAAUUUAAAAGCUACGCUUGGCCUGUCUCAACCCUUGCCUCGAUUAGGUUCUAAAGCGCAUUGUAAAUGGAAUAGUGCCGAACGAAGUAGUAUAUCAUUAGAUACCUCUCAUCUUAUCCAAUCAUUUAAUACCAUUCAUACUACACUGAUUAAUCGUCAUACGCUUAGCGAUGAAGCACAAGAUCUUCUUUCGAAUCUAUUCAAGCAUAUUUACGCAUCACCGGAAGGAAAUAAUGAACAAUUUUAUGCUUGUUUUAACGUACUUGUUGAUGAACCAAUCAGCUCUGCUGUUAUUCUCCGAAAUAUUCAGCAAAACCGUUCUUUGAAGCCUCAUGUAAUUGACAGUUUGCAACGCUUCCAUGGCUUAUCUGAUGUUAUGCAUUCCUUAUUGCUGUGUCUUGAUUCGUCAGAAACUGAACUUGGCUCAUUUGUCGAUAUUGUUGAUCAAAUUACCAAAUACACAUUAAUUGUGUGUACUAUCGAAUCACUCUCGUUCGAUAGUCAACGAUUCUUUAGUAAUUUAAUAUUUAAAAAUGAUUUGCCUGUUCCUUUAGCGUAUUAUACUCCCAAUGAGUUUAAAAUUAAUUUUAAUAAUCUGAUUGAACCACUUUGUUUUUCACGUCACCGGCUGAUGCUUCUUAUGGGAAGUCCUACAAGCGUAGGUCUGGGCAAAACAAGUUUGAUUCCAUACAUUUUCCAAAACAAACGUAGUGAAUGUUUAAACAUUGAUGGAAAUCAAGAAUUACGAUCAGGUUGUAUCGAUACUGUAUUGGCCGAAUUUAAAAAGAGCUGUUCCUAUGCAGUAUUUGAUGUUCAUGGGACCAUGAAUGUAUUAAAUGAAGAUUUGAUCACAACUAUUCAAGUUCAUAGUUCUAUACAAGUAUUGUGCGUAACGGAAUCUGAUUUACACCAAGGUAGUUUUCUUGCUGACACGCUGAAUUAUUCAUCUGAAACAAGAACAAAGCCAACGAUCAUCGUUAUUUUUGACUCUAACUACAAUAAGAAGAAUUACAAUUCGACAAGCAUCUUAGGUGAUUUUCAAAAACAAUUUCAAAACGAACAGUGGCAGAAUGCAGUUUUUAUGACAGCGCCUGUACUACAAUCUACAGCAGUCAAUUCGUCUUUUAACACUGUUCGACGAACACAGCGUCUUCGUCAGUCAUUUAUGGAUUCCUUCAACACAUUACAGGCUAAAAUUGAAGAGCAACCUCAAUGUGAAUCUAUUUUCGCCAUUCAAGCGUACUAUCUAGCUACAAAAUCAGAGACUAAUGUAUGCCCUUCGCCAGUAUACCGCUUACAAAUUCUAUCAGAAUUGGACGGGCUUUUCGGGCAGCUAAAUGAUAAUACGCAGAACCUAUCGAUUACAACGCCAGUCAGUUACCUUGAUGGUGCCAUCCUAAACUGUGAAAAGCAACUCUCUGCUUCGUGGCAAGAGCCACCAAACAGUAUUCAGCAACAACUGAUGGAACUUCGACAAGAAUACGAUAGAAUUGAUCGCAUACCUCCUUAUACUGACUUUUUCAUUAAAUUAAUCACGAAACGAUCGUAUGUUGAGUUGUUACUAACAGAAAAAUAUUUACAAUAUUGGAGGGCACAAUAUGAACCACCGCUGAUCAACCGAAUGACAUUAGCAAAAAAAGAUGCUAUGACACACUUGUCGUGUAUUAAACAACUUGAGGCAGUAGGUCAAGAUGAAAUUAGUCAGAAAACUGAAGCAGAACGUGAAAAUAUUGAAAACCAAUUGUUACUAUUGCGGAAUGAGUUCAAAAGUCAUGAAGAUCUUAUUCACAAUAUCGAAAAUCAAUUGGCCAAUGUUGACUUAACGAUUGGAUUAUUUUGUGAUGAAAUCCUAGCUGUUUACGAACAUUGUCCAAAACUAUUUGACUCAAAUAAUUUAUUUACUCUAUUAACUCAAAAGCUUAGUGAACUGAUGUACAAAGGCUUUUCAUUUCAUAUAUUACGCGGUCGCCCUCUUCGAUGUCACAGCAAACUGAUGCAAGAAUCGCUUCGGUUUCUUCAUCAAUCAACAAACAAAGCACCAUUCGUAUUAACCGUUAUCGGUGAACAGUCAUCGGCUAAGUCAUCUCUUCUUAAUUCAACUUUUGGCUGUAACUUUCGCGUGAGCGCCGGCCGUUGUACAAUUGGCAUGUAUAUGAGUGUAGUUCGCUGGCAUGAUUAUACAAUCGCUAUUUUUGAUACCGAAGGUCUAAUGUCUUUGGAGGAAUCGGGCUCGAUAUUUGAUAACCAAAUGGUUUCAAUGGCCAUGCUCUCGUCCCAUAUGGUCCUUGUCAAUCAUAAAGGAGAGUUUAGUUCAAGUUUAGAGCAUCUUAUUGGGAUGAGUUUUUACGCAAAAUUACAGAUUCGUUCUCCAUUAAAGCCGAAACUACUUUUUAUCUUACGGGAUCAGUCAGAUACGACUGCUACAGGCAUUUUCUUCCGUCAACUAUCGAAGUUUAAAGAAAAUUUAUAUAAUAACAGUAAAUUUCUGAAGUCAUCAAUCGACGACGAACUCGAAAUCAAUGAUCAAAAUGUCAUUCUGCUACCAAACGCGUUUUCCAGUGAUACAAAUACCGAAUUAGGAAUUGAACAAACAUGGCGAAAUCGCACUUUUCCCAUGAAGAUACUCGAACUACGCAAUAUGAUUUUCAAAAAUCUGACUGAUGCUAACUUAGAAGUAUAUAUAGAUUUAGCUAAUUUAUAUCAGAGGAUUCUAUGCAACUGGAAUGCUAUUGACAAGUUGGGACCAAACCUCUUGGCCUGUAAAACAUUGUAUGAACUAUCAGUAAUGAACGAAUUGCGCGAUAUAGCCAAUGAUAUUAUACUUAAUUCCGUUAAUAUGGUCAAUCAGGAAGGUCAACAACGCAUUGAUAGCGUCCUUGCGUCGACUAGACUAGAAGAUCAAUCAAAUUCUGACACGGAUAAUCUUAUCGGUCUCUUUGAUGUAGCUCUGCAAAGUAUACACCAGAAAAACAUAAAACUUGCUGUCGUAGAAUUUCAUUCCAAGACGCAGCGCAGCUGUUUUCCGCUUGAACUGAAGCAAAAGGUGGAGAAGAUGAUCGAUCCGCCAAUUGCUCAUAUACAAGUACUGUUGCGCGAUGAAUUUGGUGAGCGCCUCUAUAAAGCUCGUCGUAAUGCUCGUGUUUCAAAUGCACAACGACGACUGAUCGAUAAUGUGAAGUCAAGAUUUGAUCAGAAUAUGAAUUUGUCUAUUGAAGAGCUACAAGUACACAUCGAAGAAGCUUAUACAGCUGAACGGGAAACAUUGAAUCAAACAGUACGACCAGAAUUUGAAACUCCUGACCUAAUUACGACGAAAAUUCUCAACUUCUACAAUUCGACUUUGCAUAGCAAAACAGCCAAUAUUCGUCAUGGAAAUGUCUACAAUUUGCUUCCUUCAUUUGGAAUAGAUCAAUUUCGAAAGCGAUGUCGCGACUUUGAUGACACUUGGGAAUGCAUGGUCAAACGAGAGCCACAAGAAACUGAUACAAGUCAUCCACUUGUUCGAGCUUUUCGGAGGUUCCUUUUUGGUAGUCCUCCUGAUGAGUACGCCGAGGAACUAUGGUAUUAUCUAAAAGACAAAGUCAUUUAUUGGUUUAAUGAUCCUUAUAACAACUAUAAAAAUAAAAAGCUACUAUUGCCUAUUUUCGCUGAAUUGUUACCUCAACUUCGCGCAGAUAUUAGUAAGCUUGUUUGUGAGCGAUUUCAGUCGUCGUCUGACAGUCGCGUUAUUACCCAUGUAAUUGAGUUAAUAGAGAACCUGCUGAGUGCUAAUAUUAUCAAACAGAAUUUAAAGCAUCUUAAUAAAUGCACUCUAAUAAGUGAUGUGGCACUGAUCGCUUUGAAAACGCUGAUCAACGAAGCAAUUAAAAUCGAGCAACAUCGCCAUACACUAGAAUUGGAGAAGGCCCGAAAAGAACUAAUUGAUUGGAGAAACAGCAUGCAAACCCAAAUUCAAGUUAUGCGAGAUUCAUUUGAACAGGGCAAAAAUAUGGCAGAUAUUGUUAUCAAUGAGAUCUAUGAUGAAGUUGGUCGAAUUAUACUUGAGAAAAUUUUACAUGAUGUAACAGCUGAUAUUAUCAAAAGUCAAUUUAUUAAUCACGAUGCGAUACAACAUCAGGCGUACCAAGAGAGUUUUGUUCAAGCCAACGGAGAAAAUAUUUUGAAAUAUGUGCUUGACAUUAAUCGAUACUUUCUCGAGUUAAGUCUACGCGAGAUAAAUACAUCUCUGGUUAGUAUAAUACAUGCCCAAACAUUAAAUGCCCAGCAAAUUAUUCUUAGUAUUAUUACUAAAGCAAAUAGUAUUGUUCAAGCUACCCACCAAGACAACGCACGGUCAAUUGCUAAUGCCAUCGAACAGGGUAUUAGCGCACAAAAUUUGUCAGUAUUACCAGUUGAUAGCAAGUUUGCAUUAAGUAAAAUCAUAUCGUUACCUAUUCAAAAUAUUGACAAUUUUAAGAGAGGAUUUAAAGUGAUUCUCUUAAAAACAAAUGAAGUUCGUGAAAAAGUGGAUAUAUUAACAAGAGACGUUGAGAAAAAUGCUUUGGCUGGAUGUAAACUGCGUUUAUCACGCCGUCUUGGUUGUCAAAGUUGUUGCCCAGGAUGUGGAGCAAAAUGCAGCCGAUCAGAACCACACGAAGCAGAAGUUUUUCAGCCAUGGUAUGAAUGUAAGUGUGGACGACAUCGAUGCAAGUGCCGAAAACCAGAACCAAUACUUGUUAAUUCUCAUGAAAGCGCGCAUCAUUUAGCUGGAGCAUUUCAUGGAAUCAAGUAUCACAAAGCGCAUACUCCUACUUUAUCACUAUGUUAUCAGAACUGGAAAACAUCUGCAAUGAUAAUUGCUGAUGACGAAGAAGUAUUUCCAAUCCAAAAGUAUUAUUAUCAAUAUCAUCCUGAAUGGUAUAAUAGUUUGAAUAAUCAAACAGUUCAUGGCACAGCUUGUAAUGAAGACCUGCCACCAGCCGAUCAACGUCGUGCUUGGAUGAUAGUUCGCCAUGUACUAGUCGGCCAUUACAGCAGUUCCGGUAUGAUCGAUCAUCCUCAUUACGAUCCCACACUAUAUCCAAAAGUUGAUUCUUUACCAUCUGAUUACAAACCAAAAUGGAACGAUAGCGAGCUAAAGUGA
This is a messenger RNA of Adineta ricciae, 5430 nucleotides long. Lineage: Eukaryota; Metazoa; Rotifera; Eurotatoria; Adinetida; Adinetidae. The record is from the annotation of a GenBank genome assembly.